ACCUGUCACCGCGGAGUUUUGGCGCUUUCAGAGGUGCUGAAUUUUCACUUCCAUUGUCUUAGUUUUUUGUAAUACUUUGUCAAGUUUUCACCAACAACGACCUGGUCAUUUGUGUAAGAUGUUCACAGAAAACGGUCCUGCCAGUUAAAUAAACUGCAAUCUAAGCAAGUACAAUGAAGAGACAGGAAAACCAGGCGGCCAGGCCUACAUCAGGCUGCCUCUCUGUGCCGCUCUUUAACCAGAAGAAACGAAACAGGGUUCCUUUGACCGCUCUUCCCUCUGAGAAUGAAUUCUUUUCUCACAGCGAGUACACACCAAACACCGGCUCAGCCAUAUCUCACAACCCAGCAGGUGCCUUUGGGUGUUACCAGGCCUCAGGUUCCCCUUCUGGUGUCCCUCAAAGCCAACAGUGGAACAGACAAAGCAACUCACAGGCUGCUCCAGCCCAGCAGUAUGGCAGCAACAGACCUGCCCCUGGACCUGCCCCUUCAACUAGAGCCUAUGGACCCAUACCUCAUCCAUACAAAGCUAAAGAGAAAAGCUCAGUGAUGAGACAACCCAGCAACGCACUGGGACAGCAGGAUUCCAGCUCUGUCAUCAAUUUCAGACAGAGCAAAUAUCAAGGCCCUCGCGGCAGCGAGAGUGGACAAAGCCAGCCAGUGCCCCAUACAGGGUUAUCUCAGAUGGGUCAGAAGUCAUCUUAUGGAACAUCGAGUUCCCCGCAUCAGUAUUCCCAGCAGUCUAGAGCUCUUCCUCCUCCAGUUCCACCACCCAGGAGGCAGUCUGCUAAUGCUCCGGAGCCACAGAAGAACGCCUGGAAAUUUACAAACAGCUUUGAGCCACUGAGAUCCCCUUUUGAGGUUAAAACAAGCUCAAAUCCACAAAACACUGUACGACCAACUCCAACUCAGGCAGCAUUUCCAGUGAAACCAGCCACCGAGCACUCACUGAGGAUCCUGACUGCAGUUAUUGAUGGCAUGAGGCACUGGAGUCAGUUUAAAGACAAAGUGCCUUAUUUAUUUGAGAUAUUCGCUACUCUAGACUCUGCGGUCACAGUUGGUCGCUACGGAGCAAAGAACUUCCUCCUGAGAGAUGGGAAGGAGGUUGUGCAGUGUGUCUUUUAUGAAAAUGAGCAGGUACUGCCCCGCCUGAUCCGAGGCCAGGUCCAUCGGUGUGUGGGUAACUAUGACCGCAGCAAAGAUGUCCUGAUGUGUGUGUCUGUGAGGCCGGCUCUGCCUUCAGAGCUGAGAAAUGCUCAGGAAGCUGUCAAAGCCUGUGAUGCAGAAAUGCGUUUGCUGGUCAAAUCACUCAGUGAAGUCUGAGCAGAAAAGCAGCAGCUGCAGAGCAUACCAGUGUUCGGGUGUACACAGGAGCCAAGCUCAGUGUUGUGUUGUCUAAUUGGUUUUAGCUGGAAACCCAAGUAGUUUUAACACUUAAACUGUUGAUGUUUUUGACCUGUAGAGGGUGCUGUUUCCAUUCACUUGUAUUUUAUAACAGCUGAGCUCAUGCUUGUGUUCAUGUUGUUUUGCGUUUAUCCCUAAAUAAAAAUAAAUAAUUUAACCAAAACCUAA
Molecule: messenger RNA, 1571 nt
Organism: Oreochromis aureus
Lineage: Eukaryota; Metazoa; Chordata; Actinopteri; Cichliformes; Cichlidae
Product: spermatogenesis-associated protein 22
Exons: 8
Coding region: 174-1322 (382 amino acids)
Biological process (GO): regulation of meiotic cell cycle; gamete generation; homologous chromosome pairing at meiosis
Source: RefSeq, a predicted model, not a curated record